Corythoichthys intestinalis (scribbled pipefish) is the source of this 1520-nucleotide messenger RNA. RefSeq names its product dead end protein 1-like. Gene Ontology annotation, molecular function: mRNA binding. NCBI's taxonomy places the organism in Eukaryota, Metazoa, Chordata, Actinopteri, Syngnathiformes, Syngnathidae. Gene Ontology annotation, biological process: negative regulation of miRNA-mediated gene silencing; mRNA stabilization. Gene Ontology annotation, cellular component: cytoplasm; nucleus. Bases 122 to 1132 code for a protein of 336 amino acids. The transcript has 5 exons. The record is from RefSeq and is a predicted model, not a curated record.
UCAAGGUCAUUGGGAGCACCUGGGGGAAAGGUUAGGAUACGCUUGUCCUGCCACGCCGCCCUCAGUACGUUACAGUUUGACUGGACAUUUGACGGUCAGGUGAUCACAUCUGCAGUGCAACAUGCACCUCAGACCUCAGGCGUCACAUUCAGCUAAACACAAGAAGAUGGAAAGCAACAAAACCCAGGUGCUUGAGAGGGUGCAGGCCCUGGAAACCUGGCUGAAAAUGACCAAAACAAAGAUUACGCAAGUUAACGGCCAACGAAGCUCCCUAGGACCUCUGUGGGACUUUCGACUUAUGAUUAACUUCAGAUGGCCUAACCGGGGAUUCGCCAACGCCAAAUACAGCUCAACAAAUGUGGCUAAAAAGGUGGUAGGCCUACUUCACGGCGACGUGCUUGCGCCAGGUUUGCGUCUAAUCGUGUGGCGUAGCACUGAGAGGAGGUGCCUCUGCAUGACGUUUUUACCAACUUGUGCUCAGGAAGAUGAGCUUCUUCAGGUGCUCUAUGGAUCGACAGAUGGGCUGGAGGAGCUUUCACUGACGUCCGAAAAUGGAAUGAAGGACAUAUCAGCUAUAGUUCUCUUCUCCUCUCACUAUGCAGCUUCCAUGGCAAAAAGAGAACUGGUGCAAGCAUUUUGGAAGCAGUUUGGUUUAAGCAUCUGCGUCCAUUGGCAGUCCCCAAAGAAAGCACGCCCAGACGACCGUCUUCCUCAAAAGCCUCAAAGUGGCCUGACCUCAACUCCAAAUCUCGGGAUGAUCCCCUCAAAGGUUUCAAUCGACUUGCCUCCUUAUCAGCAAUCCCCUCUGGAUUUCUGCCGAGCUGUAGGGGCACCGGCUAAACCCAAACCGACGUCCAGUCAAACUCCCUCAGCCCUGCUUCAAAAUUGUUGUGCCCUAGUUGGAGUUGGUCCGCCGGCAUAUGAUUUCUCCUGCGGCCCUGCCGGGCCUGAUGGCUCUCUUCGGGUAACCUACAUGGUGAGAAUCUCGGGUAUAGGGGUCUUCCAAGGGUUGGUGAGGGUCUUGCCGAAACUCACUGCCACGAGCACUUUGGCUGGCGCUCGAGAGGCGGCGGCGCAAGAGAUCCUGCAGUGGAUUGAGGUCAAGAAAAUCAUCCGCUUAGGAAGAAGAUAAAAGCUCACACAUUGACUCCGUGUUGCCGGGUUUGAUUUUUUUUUUUACCCCAAUUUUUCUAAAGGAGGUGUUUUGUCUUGAUUGUGGUUUUCUCAUCUAGGCAUGUUUUUAUUAAGAGUUGUAGUGGAGUGAUGUGACUUGUUUGAAGUGUUUUUUAUUCACGGGUGCGUUUAAUUGUUGGAUGUGUUGUUCUUCCUAAAAAAAAAAAUUUUUUUUUUUAAAUAAAAAAAAAAAAAAAAACUAAAAGAAAACCAAUUGUUGUCUUUUUCCAUAUAAUAUCAUCUUGCAAAUUAUUGUCUGAAUUAAUAUAAAAUGUACUGAAGUCCCUAAGCAGUACACCCGUCACUACUUUAUAAACACCUCUUGGAGGACAUAGAAGCUUCUCCAA